AUGAGUGACCUGGAUAAGGCGAUUGCACAAUUGCGAGCAUGUCGGCCAAUACCUGAGACACAAGUGCGCGAGCUCUGCUACAAAGCGAGAGAAUUGCUCAUCGAGGAGGGCAAUGUGGUCACGGUCGAUGCGCCGGUCACGUUUCACGACCUCAUGGAGCUAUUCCGCGUAGGUGGCGAUGUGCCGGACACGAACUACCUCUUCAUGGGCGACUUUGUCGAUCGCGGCUUCUAUUCUCUUGAAUCCUUUCUACUCCUGCUAUGCUUGAAAGUGCGCUACCCAGAUCGCAUCACGCUGAUACGAGGCAACCACGAAUCACGACAGAUCACGACAGUCUAUGGCUUCUACGAUGAAUGCUUACGGAAAUAUGGAAGCGCAAAUGUAUGGCGUUAUUGCUGCGAGGUGUUUGACUACCUUGCUUUGGGUGCCUUGAUCAUGGGCGCAGCAACCGACCUUGAACCGACCGAUGCUGCCUUUGCCGAUCCUGCAGCCACAUUUCCAGAUCUCGAAGAUGUUGAGAUUGAGCUCUUCAACUCGCAAGGACAAAUUAUCAAUCGCUUCCCGCGAACAAGACCGGCACUAUCGGUGGAGCAGCCCCAGUCCAACCCACCUUCAUCGCCGUCUCAGACAGCAGAACCAACACCAUCGCAAAACGGUCCGCCGGGCACGGCGGCAUCAGGAGCUAGCAGAGGCCGUCCGAGCAGCAGUGGUGGCGCCGUGCUCUGCGUACACGGCGGCCUUAGCCCUCUCAUAGACAGCAUAGACAAAAUUCGAUUGCUGGACCGAAAGCAGGAAGUGCCCCACGAAGGUGCCAUGUGCGACCUGUUGUGGUCAGAUCCUGACGAAAUUGACGGCUGGGGUCUUUCACCUCGCGGCGCUGGCUUCCUGUUUGGUGCUGACAUUGUCAAAUGCUUCAAUCACAAGAACGACUUGAGCCUCAUCUGUCGAGCACAUCAACUGGUCAUGGAGGGCUUCAAAGAGAUGUUCGACAGCACCAUUGUCACCGUAUGGUCAGCACCCAACUACUGCUACAGAUGUGGCAAUGUGGCAGCCAUUCUGGAGCUCGGCGAGGACGGCUCGAACGCUGGCUAUGCGCCGAGGACAAAUGGCGACUUGGGUAGAUCGAACGGCAUCCUACCGGAACAGUACAACAAACAAGGCCCGGGAAGGCGCUACCGUAUAUUUGACCCGGCGCCGCAAGACAGCCGAGGCAUGCCGGCCAAGAAGCCGGUUGCUGACUACUUCCUUUGAAUGACUUGUAGAAGUGCAUGCAUGCUUGCUUCAGCGCAGCAAAAGGAGUUGGACAUGAAAUACCCGUGUGUACUGUGUAUCAUAUACAUAACGCAGAAGACCUUGCAAAAUUCAAUGAUGACACGAUUG
This is a messenger RNA of Pseudocercospora fijiensis CIRAD86, 1380 nucleotides long. Its product is annotated as Serine/threonine specific protein phosphatase. Lineage: Eukaryota; Fungi; Ascomycota; Dothideomycetes; Mycosphaerellales; Mycosphaerellaceae. Gene Ontology annotation, molecular function: protein serine/threonine phosphatase activity. Gene Ontology annotation, cellular component: nucleus; cytoplasm. The record is from RefSeq and is a predicted model, not a curated record. Bases 1 to 1251 code for a protein of 416 amino acids. The transcript is spliced from 2 exons. Gene Ontology annotation, biological process: double-strand break repair via homologous recombination; peptidyl-serine dephosphorylation.